CCUGUGCUGGCGGUCCCGGCCGCUCACCGAGCGAACUCCCUGGGCCACCCGGCCGGGCUAUGAUCCCGAGAGCGCUGCUGCUACUGGGGCUGCUGGGGGCUCUGGGGACGCCGCUGUCUCCUGGCGUUCACGGCUUGGAGGCGGAGGGCCGGCUCCGCGACAAACUUUUCUCGGGCUAUGACAGUACGGUGCGCCCGGCACGGGAGGUGGGAGACCGCGUCCUGGUCAGCAUUGGCCUCACCCUAGCGCAACUUAUAAGUCUGAACGAGAAGGAUGAGGAGAUGAGCACAAAGGUGUACUUAGACCUGGAGUGGACUGACUACAGGCUGAGCUGGGACCCCGCGGAGCACGAUGGCAUCGACUCGCUGCGCGUCACAGCUGAAUCGGUGUGGUUACCGGACGUGGUACUCGUGAACAACAAUGACGGAAACUUUGAGGUCGCUCUGGAUAUUAACGUCGUGGUGUCCUCCGACGGCUCCGUGCGCUGGCAGCCUCCGGGCCUCUAUCGCAGCAGCUGCAGCAUCCAGGUCACCUACUUCCCCUUUGACUGGCAAAACUGCACCAUGGUGUUCAGUUCCUACAGCUAUGACAGCUCAGAGGUCAGCCUGUGGACAGGCCUGGGCCCUGAUGGGCAAGAGCAGCAGGAAAUCCACAUUCAUGAAGGCACCUUCAUUGAGAACGGCCAAUGGGAGAUUAUCCAUAAACCCUCUCGGCUUAUCCAGCCUCCAGGGAAUCCUAGGGGACAGGGGAAAGGACAGCAUCAGGACGUCACUUUCUAUGUCAUCAUUCGCCGGAAGCCUCUCUUCUACCUUGUCAAUGUCAUUGCCCCAUGCAUCCUGAUCACACUCCUGGCCAUCUUUGUCUUCUAUCUGCCUCCGGAUGCGGGGGAGAAGAUGGGGCUCUCGAUCUUUGCCUUGCUGACUCUUACUGUGUUCCUGCUGCUGCUGGCAGACAAAGUGCCUGAGACCUCCCUAUCAGUCCCCAUCAUUAUCAAGUACCUCAUGUUCACCAUGGUCCUCGUCACCUUCUCCGUUAUCUUGAGCGUCAUAGUCCUCAACCUGCACCACCGCUCACCCUACACCCACCAAAUGCCCCUUUGGGUUCGACAGAUCUUCAUCCACAAACUACCGCGGUACCUGGGUCUGAAGAGGCCCAAACCUGAGAGAGACCACAUGCCGGAGCCCCCUCCUCUAGCCCUCAAGGAUUCCCCAGGAAGUGGCUGGGGUCGGGGAACAGAUGAAUAUUUCAUCCGGAAGCCACCGAGUGAUUUUCUCUUUCCUAAACUCAACAGGUUCCAGCCUGAACUGACUGCCCCGGACCUGCGGCGAUUUAUCGACGGCCCAAACCGGGCUGUAGGCCUGCCUCCCGAGCUACGAGAGGUCGUUUCUUCGAUCAGCUACAUCGCUCGACAGUUGCAGGAGCAGGAGGACCACGAUGCGCUGAAGGAGGACUGGCAAUUUGUGGCCAUGGUUGUGGACCGCCUCUUCUUGUGGACCUUCAUCAUCUUCACGAGCGUUGGGACCCUAGUCAUCUUCUUGGACGCCACGUACCACGUGCCUCCUCCCGACCCCUUUCCUUGAGGACAGGAGAGCCGAGACCCAGGUCCCCAGCCAGUUGAACUCAGAGUUCUGCAGUACUCUCAAGCCGUGUCCCUUCUCUGCCUCUUAACCUCUGGAAUUUAUGUCAGAAUUUCUCAAAACCCUCCCUCUAUGGGAAUCCAGCCCUCACCAUUUCUCUCCCUGGGGAGGAAGCAGAAGUGGGACUGAGACAGAUGGGGGCUGUGGGCUUACUCUUUGAGUUCUUGAAGAAGCUCCUUUGGAUAUCAACACCUAGGCCCCUAAUGAAAUGGAUCAAAGAACAAGUAGUAGACUACAAGCCCUAUGACGGCAGGAACUGUGUCUUGUUUACUUUACUAUCCCCAGCACCUGGCAUAGGUCCUCACUUAUAGUAGGUGCUUAACAAACAUUUGAAUGAAUUGGGAAAAAAUUUUCCGGAAGGAAAUACACCAAUUUGGUAGUGCUUAUCUUCGCAUGUUGGGACAAGUGGUCAUUUUUUCUUUUCUGAAAUUCUUUUGUGAUGAGUAUUAUCCUUAGGAUUAAAAAAAUAAGGUUAUUUCGGAAAGCAAGUGCUUGUAAUGAGAAAAAAAGCAUUUUAAAGAAUUCCAUUCAAGUUCCAGCUCUGGUGCUCAAACAUUGGACAAGCCACUGAAACUGCUUUGUGCCUCAGUUUCCUUAUCGGUAAAAGGAAGCUAAUAAUACUACCUUCUCCUUAGGUUGUCUGAGAAUCAUAUGAGAAGCACUAUACAUUUCAGAGGUCACAAGCUUGUGUGUUUGGCUUGGCCCAUGGUAAACGUUUUAAAUUUGAGUUCAUUGGCUGCCUUUUGAAACUGGGAUAUUUCAAAGGGAAAUUUGGAUUUCUUAAUUCUCUUGAAAAAAUUUAAAAACCUUCAUAACACCAGGCCUGGGUUCUCUAUUGGCAGCAACCUGCUAGAGCUGAUUAGUGGCUACCGGCUCUGGUAAAGGAAUUUAUGCCAGAAUUCCUCAAAACCCUCACCCACCUGACCAGCUUCACUCAUUUUACCUGCCCAGCCUCCAUUACGCUGGAAAAGAAACAAGGGAAGAAAGCGGGGACAAGAAGUUGAAGUCAAUGGGAAGGCUAGGAGUGAAAAACAGGCCAUGUCUGCAAUUUCCUUUUAACUUGUGGAAAGGGUUGGACCUGGUUUAAGGCAUGGCCCUUCCAGGACACAGAUCUUGGGCCCAGCACUUCUGCACAACAGGCUGUGUGAACAGGACUCAGUUAAUGACUCUGCCUGGAGAUUGGACCAAAGAAAGCUCGAGCCUAGUGGCUGUGCAAUAGCAGUGAUGUACCUAAGGUCAGCAGGCCCUCACAUCUACUCAACUGCUGGAAGCUGUCCUAAGGGAAAGAAUAGGGCUACAAUUCCCAGGGAUCCCCAUGGGAUAAGGCUAGCAUGUCCCUGUCCACCAGGCCCACCAGCCACGCAAAUAAUUGCACCUGGCACCCCGCUGCGGAGCACAGUUCAUUUGUCUUGUUGGUUUAUUGGCCUAGAGAGUUGGACACACACACAAACGCAGAGAUAAAUAUCAGUCAGUUUCUCUAUAUCUGGGUCCUCACUACGUAUAGAGCUAGAGUCUGUAGAAUUUUAAAUCUUGCGUGCUGUGGCACAGAACCAGUGGCCUUCCCACUCUGCCAUCACCCUUCUUCCCAGAGAACAUGGGGAAAGAGAGUACAAACUGACAAGACUUGAUAGCUUUCAAAAGACAAAAUUGCAAAA
Trichechus manatus latirostris (Florida manatee) is the source of this 3292-nucleotide messenger RNA. It is a transcript of the gene CHRNB1, whose product is annotated as cholinergic receptor nicotinic beta 1 subunit. NCBI's taxonomy places the organism in Eukaryota, Metazoa, Chordata, Mammalia, Sirenia, Trichechidae. The coding region runs from base 60 to 1580 and encodes 506 amino acids. Gene Ontology annotation, molecular function: acetylcholine-gated monoatomic cation-selective channel activity; transmembrane signaling receptor activity. The record is from RefSeq and is a predicted model, not a curated record. Gene Ontology annotation, biological process: nervous system process; chemical synaptic transmission; regulation of membrane potential. The transcript is spliced from 11 exons. Gene Ontology annotation, cellular component: postsynaptic membrane; neuron projection; synapse.